Molecule: messenger RNA, 864 nt
Organism: Tarenaya hassleriana
Lineage: Eukaryota; Viridiplantae; Streptophyta; Magnoliopsida; Brassicales; Cleomaceae
Exons: 1
Coding region: 380-787 (135 amino acids)
Biological process (GO): systemic acquired resistance
Molecular function (GO): fatty acid binding
Source: RefSeq, a predicted model, not a curated record
CUAUAUAUUAUGUGCGAUUAAUAAUGUGGUUGUUAAUGAUUUAAAAAAAAAACACAUUAAGGUAUUUAUUAAAAUUUUAGAAUAUUCUUGUAUAUAUGCCCCCCAAUUAUAUAUUCUUCUAUGUUCGCCGCUGGACAUUUGUUGAUUAUGAUCGAUAAAAUAGAUCCCAAUAAUAUAUAGUGUUAUUGUACAUGCUUAAUAUAAUUUAAAAUUUUGAAAACAGCGUCCAAUAAGUAAUAAGUCAUUUUGAAAAUGCCAAGAGGGAGGUAACAUAACAUGGAUAAGAUGUGAAGCUUCUCCAUUCGAGGGUAGGAGGGAGGGGUGGACGGCAUGGACCAUACCAUACGACAUCCACUUUACUGCGUUUAUAUAGAUAUAGAUGGAAGCUCACUCCAUUGCACCAUCACAUCAUCCACUUGACAUGCCAAUGAUGGAGAGCAGCAAAGCGGUUACGAUAUGGAUCAUGACCAUGAUCCUGACCCUGAUGACGAUUGCGGCGCAGCAGCAGCAGCAGCAGCCACCGCCUUCGAUGCCGGGGGAGGCGGGUGGAUGCAGCAGGACAUUCUUCUCGGCUCUGGUGCAGCUCAUACCCUGCAGGGCAGCGGUGGCGCCCUUCAGCCCCGUCCCGCCCACCGAGGCCUGCUGCUCUGCUGUUGUCACGCUGGGCCGGCCUUGCCUCUGCCUCCUUGCCAACGGCCCGCCCCUCUCUGGCAUUGACCGCUCCAUGGCUCUUCAGCUUCCCCAGCGAUGCUCCACCAAUUUCCCUCCCUGCGAAGUCAUCAACUAAAAGAUACUCAACGUUUGGCACUUCUAGAUUGUAAUAACACGUUGUUGUCUCAUUAAAACUCAUGUCACAAAACAAUA